UUGAUACAGUACAUUGCCAUACACGAUGCAACCACCUCGGGAUCCCAAAUUAGAACCAUGAGUUCGGUCGAACAUAAGAAAAUAGCAGGAAAGGUCACAUGUUCAAGAGAAACAGGAAGGAGCUGUCAGUAUAUGAGAAAUUGGAAGAGCAGGUUAAUAUCACACACAAAGAGCUUGAAGUAGAUGGAUUUGGAGAAAACCCAUUUUUUAAAUGUCUGGUAGCUGAAGUCCCAGAAGACGAAAGAACUAAAGAAGGACACACUGUUGUGGGAUAUAGUAUGUACUAUUUUGUUUACAGCCCAUGGAAAGGUCGAUCAGUAUGCAUGGAAGAUUUGUACGUGAUGCCCGAUUUCCGAGGUCAAGGAAUUGGGAAAGCUUUGAUGUGUGGCAUUGCAAAGAUUGGCUGGGACAACAAAUGCACUCGACUUCAGUUUGUUGUUCUGGACUGGAACAAGCCUUCUAUAGAUUUUUACAAGAGUCAUGGUGCACAGAAUGUUACGGAGAAAGAGGGCUGGCAGGAAAUGCGCAUCGACGACAAUGCCAUGGAAAAGCUGGCACAGAUGGCACCUAAAAUUUGAUUAGCAAGCCUGCUGAUGUAUACUAAUUAUGCCACUCAAGAACCAGGUGUUAAGCAUAAUACUGUAGCUGUGUGUGACAUUCAUCCAACAUACCUCCUCUAAUUCAGAUAAAGAGGCCUACGCCAUAGUCCACGGGUGUCAAACUCCGGGCCUGGAGGGCUGCAGUGGCUGCAGGUUUUCAUUCUAACCCUUUCCCUAAUCAGU
Molecule: messenger RNA, 782 nt
Organism: Polypterus senegalus (gray bichir)
Lineage: Eukaryota; Metazoa; Chordata; Cladistia; Polypteriformes; Polypteridae
Product: thialysine N-epsilon-acetyltransferase-like
Exons: 6
Coding region: 99-578 (159 amino acids)
Molecular function (GO): N-acetyltransferase activity
Source: RefSeq, a predicted model, not a curated record